GAAAGGUCCCGUACUAAGAAACGCGGAAGUAAGCAAUGGUGUAAAGUCCGAUACGUAUUUGUGUUCGUGCGGUCAGUUGGUCGAUAUUAUUCACCGUAACUCGUGUAGAAGCCGUAGUUACCAACAGGGGGAUAUCGUCUGGACGAUGGUGCCGUGGUAGAAAACGUGUUUCCUGCCAACACUUUGAUGGAACCGUAUCGUACUCUCCUGAACUGUUUUCCAGAUUUAAAUAAAAUUCAAGCAUUCGAUAGCUAUGCCUUAUACAGAUCGACAGAAUAGAGUUUGUGGCUACUUGGAUAUAGAAGAAAAUGAAAAUAGCGGGAAGUUUUUCCGACGUUACUUCAUGCUUGAACCAAGAACGUCACAGUUGUUCUACUACAUGGACAACCCGCUGAAUUUACCGAAAGGUUCAGCACCUGUUGGUGCUCUGAAUAUGACAUACGUCUCCAAGGUGAAUGAUGCCAGUAGAAUUAGGCCAAAGGCAGAGUAUUGCUUUGUGAUAAAUGGAUGUGAUAGAAGGUACUAUUUGCAAGCCAAUGAUGCACAAGACAUGAUGGAAUGGAUAGAUAAAUUAAAUGACUCCUGUAAAAUUAUUGUUCCCCCAGCAAGCACCAUGUCUCAAGAUGAUUCCACCUUCAGACCGGGUAGAUCUAAUAGUGAAAAGACAAUUAGCUAUAAAACCGAGGUGAUUGGCGGAGUAGUUGUUAGAACGCCGAUUCAUACUGGUGACAGUGAUAGUGAUAGUAGUGAUGGCACUGGUCACACCAACACACUGCCAGCUAGAUUGUCCUCUCCAUCAAAUCUACACAGGCGACGAUCUGGAUGUAUGCCUAUCAAGCAAGGAUUCUGUGUCAAACAAGGAGCUGUGAUGAAAAACUGGAAAAGAAGAUUUUUUAUUUUGGAUGAUCAUGGGUUCUCUUAUUAUAAAAAUGAAAAUGAUAAAGAUGCGAUAAGGACGAUAGCAAUCAGAGAUAUGUUAGAUUGUAAAGAGUCAACAUUAGGGGAUACCCUACUGAGAGAUAAUUUAUUUGAAGUGUCAACCAUCAGUCGUACAUUUUAUAUACAGGCCGACAGCCCAGAAGAGAUGCAGAGCUGGAUUUCAUCAGUUUGUGGAGCAAUAAUGGCAAAAAGAGCCAGCGUCGCUACAAACACUUGGACUUUAUAACCCUAGUAUAUCAUCACACCAUUAUAACCAACUACUUUACAACCAAUCAGUUUGCAGUUCAUGGUUAUCAUGUGACACUCUCCAACCAAUCAGUGUGCAGUUCAUGGUUAUCAUGUGACAC
Messenger RNA from Saccoglossus kowalevskii, 1286 nucleotides. Its product is annotated as pleckstrin homology domain-containing family A member 1-like. The record is from RefSeq and is a predicted model, not a curated record. Lineage: Eukaryota; Metazoa; Hemichordata; Enteropneusta; Harrimaniidae.